Messenger RNA from Motacilla alba alba, 6968 nucleotides. RefSeq names its product WW domain binding protein 4 (gene WBP4). The record is from RefSeq and is a predicted model, not a curated record. Gene Ontology annotation, biological process: mRNA splicing, via spliceosome. Gene Ontology annotation, cellular component: precatalytic spliceosome; nucleus. Gene Ontology annotation, molecular function: protein binding; RNA binding; zinc ion binding. The coding region runs from base 942 to 1940 and encodes 332 amino acids. NCBI's taxonomy places the organism in Eukaryota, Metazoa, Chordata, Aves, Passeriformes, Motacillidae. The transcript is spliced from 9 exons.
UCUACCAUACUAUGUCCAUUAUUUGAAAUAUUAGGAAUUUGAAUUACAGGCUUUAAACAUCACUUUUUGAUACUAGUUGGUUGAUGCAUGAAAUUUGUUCUAUAAAAAUGCCUUUGUAAUAGCUGUAGUGUUUAAAAUAUAUUGCAUCAGAACGAGAUACCCACAUACAAGAUGGUGUCUGCUGCUCUCCUUGGCAGUACAGAUAGGGACUAAAUAUCUGACCCUGCUUAUUCUUCAAGUUCUGUAACUUAACAUUUGGUCUGUCUUGAAACUGUCUGUGCCUGUCCUUCGCUUUCAUGUGCCAGUAGAAAGCAAAACCUGGCGUCUGUACUGUUUGUAUGUGGUAGGCACAGUACAGCCAGUGCUUUGAGCUCUCAAAGCAGGUUUCUUUCACACAGCCCACAGAAGCAUUACUGAGUUACAGAACGGUGUUUCAGGCUUGCAGAUGCCUUUUGCAGACUACUAGACACAUUGGUGUCUUCCUUAGCAGUAGACUUUGCAUUCUUGACUGGAUGCCAGGGGUUCUCCUACAGCUGAGCUUCCUCUGGCUUACAGUAAGAUACCUGAUCAGCUCACAUGAACUGCAGGUAUCUUCUCGGAGUAAGUGAAGAGAAAUACAUGUCAGGGGAGGGAUUUGAGCAAUUUAUAAACUCUGUCUCUAAACGAGAUGAGUCAUCCUGGGAUGUGCUUCCUCUGCACAUCAGUUUGUGCAAAGGUCGGGCUUAGGCAUCUAACAUCUGAACACCCAAAUGAGCACAAAUGUUUUUAUGUGAGAACCACAUGAGGACUACCACUGUUGUACCUGAGCUUCUGAACUCCUUCCAGCUCCUACUGGUAGCAUUGAUUUUCAUGAAAGAGGAAAGAACCAUAAAGAAAAUGUGGCAAAGAGAAUUAGUGAGAUUAAGAAGAAAAGCUUGGAAAAGGCAAAAGAAGAAGAAAACAUGUCAAAAGAAUUUGCAGCAAUGGAGGAGGCUGCAAUGAAAGCAUAUCAAGAGGAUAUGAAAAGGCUUGGAAUUAAGCCAGACAAUGUAGGUUCCAGUUCAACACAGAGUAAAACGCAGAGUAACACAGUGGAAACUAAAGCAAAGAAGGAAAAAAAAGAGAAAAAGGAAAAGAAAGAAAAGAAAAAAAAGACAUCUCAGGAUGCCUCAAUGCCAUCAAAACUUGAAACGAAGGAGUGGGUGCAAGGAUUAUCUCCUGAAGGCUACACAUACUACUACAACACAAAAACUGGAGAAUCACAGUGGGAAAAACCUAAAGGAUUCCAAGGCAACUCUCAAAACUCACAAACGGGAGCAGAGUGGGUGGAAGGUGUUACUGAAGAUGGUCAUACCUAUUACUAUAACACACAAACUGGAGUAUCCACAUGGGAGAAACCGGAUGGUUUUGUUUCAUCUUCAAAUGAGAAGGGUCAACAUGACAAACCUGCAGAAACAGCAUCUGAAUCAGACUCAGAAGAUAGUGAGAAUGAAGCAGAGAGUUCAGAAACAAACUUCAAGAGGAAAGGAGAUAAUGGUGAGGAAUCAGAGGAAGGGAAAAAGUCUCCCAAAGCUAAAAAGUUAAGCCCUUAUGGGAAAUGGCGAGAAGUUAAGUCAGAAGAAACCACGGAUAAAGAGGAGAGUACAUCAGCUUCCCAAGAAACCACUAGUGAUGGAUCUAACAAGACCAACCCUUAUGGAAAAUGGAAAGCACUUAAGGAAGUAGGGGAAGAUCAAGAAGAAGAAGAAGCAGGUGAAAAAGUGGACCUGGAGCUUCCAAGUACAGAGAGUGACAAUGUAGCACCCCCAGUGCUAGAGGAUCCAGAAGAGGAAACAGUCAUAUUUAAAGAGAAGACAGUCACCUCCCUUGGAGACCUGACAGAAGGGGUGCCAAUGUUUAAGAAGAGGAAAUUUGAAAAUGGAAAAUCUAGAAACUUAAGACAAAGACUAAGUGAUCAGUAAUACUUAACAAAUCAUUUUAGAUUCUGUUUAAGCUAGAGUGAAUCAAAAGUAUAAUAUUUUCAACAGGCUUUUAUAAAGAUAGUGUUGGAUAGAAGUUAAGGAUUUAUAGGUAAUAAAACAUAUGUGAGUUUAAUAUUUUCUUAUUUUAUUUUGAUGUGAUUGGUUUUGGAAUGGAAGUUUGUGUUAAAUUACUUAUGCAAUAUUGUAAAUACACGUAUUCUUUAUUGUAACCAUGCCAUCCAAGUUCCAUUUGCUCUGUGUAUGCUGUUUUAAAUACAUUUCAUAAGGUUUUUUACUCCUUUUCUAAGUAUGUGAGAAUGCAGUAAUCCUUAACCUGACAAAAAUGAAGCAGAUCUUUUAUUUUCAUAGAGGAACUGAAUCAAUAGAAUAUACUAGAGAGUAAAAUCAUCCCCCAAGAUUGUUUAUGUGGCAUAGUUUCUCCACUAAUGAGUAAAAUAUUGUGCUUACUAACCUUCGUCUGAUCGCUUGCAAAAGAGUGGGUGGUGAGACUGCCAGCAUUUCAAACUGAUCCUUUAGAAGCUGUUUUUAGAAGAGUUAGUCACAUCAAUGCCACCCAUUCGAAAUGAUCUUCUGAAAAAUUACUUGUGUAUGUGCAUAGUGAAUGUAUUAAACCUCUGCAGAAGAUCUAACUCUGAUGAAUCUUAACUUGUAGUCACAGCACCAGAGCCACCCCUGUUGGAGUAGACAUUUCUGUGAUGUGUUCCUGUCUCCUGCUUUAUUGUAGUCUACUUGAAUUUGUCCUUCCUUUUACUUAUCAAGUUUUCUUCUUUAGUCUUGCUUUCUUUUAUUCUUAUUUCCUAGCAAAAAACAACUUGUCUGAUAUUUUAAUGAGAAAUACUUUAGAGACUUGGCCCUGCUACGGCAUACCAGGACCAUUUUUGAGGUGGUUGUGUUUUUUCUGCUGAUAAGAAGUGUGUGUUUUAUGAUUGCAGUGUUUGAUAAGCUGAGGGCCUAAGUGUGUUGAAGCUUCAUCAUUCUCAGUACCAUAGGGGAGGAAACCAAAAGAUCAGCAGAGCUGAUGGCUGGUAGAGUCCAAGAUGACUUGGAAAUUUUCUUAAGGAUUAUCCCACUUGGUGGGAUUGGUCUGCAUUUAGCAUCACCAGGAUUCAUUGUCUGUGUCAGAAUAUAGCUGCACUCAUUGCUUCUCGAGCCAUCAAACAGUGAACCAGAAAGGUCCAAAUAAUGAAUCUGUUAAAAACUAUGUCUCUAUUCUUAAAGCUCACAGUGUUUUGUUCAGGAGAGUCUCAGUCAAAAAAAAAAAAAAAAAAAAAGGAAAAGGAAUGCAGCUAAGGCAGUUGUCAAGAGUCCAGCCAAAUAUAUAUAUAUAUAUAUAUAUAUAUAUAUAUAUAUAUAUAUAUAUAUAUGCCAAAAUAGAGUUGGUAACUGCUGAGCUUGAAUUUCUUUGAGAAAACAACUAUUAAUCUGUUGGAUCAAUUGAGAAAGCAGUGCAGGAUAGGGAAUCUGGUUUAUUCUGUAUUACAGUGGAAGUUGAAGUUCUUUUUUCUAUUCUGUGACUUUUACUGUAUUUAGAAGAUAAUGAAUUAUUGUAUUUAAUCCCAUUUGUUUUCUUGGCUUCCUCAGGGUUGGUGUAUUUUGGUUGAUGUUUGUUCUGAUAAAUUUGAAAGUUUACUGUAAUAUCUGACCCUGGAUUAUUAUUUAGAGAUGCAGGACAGAUGCAGGAUGCUUCAAAGUCUGAGAUGCAGGAAUGUACAACAUGUACUCCCAGGAGAGGGUUUCUUAAUCAGAUUUUCUAGGGUUUGUUCUUACUUGCGCAUUACUCUGGGAGCCUGCUAUAACUUGAAGUUUUCUUCUGUUUGUGGCCAGUUUCCUCUUCCAAUUUACUCAAGUCCUGCCCUUGAGCUAAGUAGCUUUCAUUCAUCUUCAAUCCAUCACAUCUUCUCUCUUUGAAAUCACAAACAGUUUCCUUGUGUGACAGGAUCUUCAGUGUCCCACCAGUGCUUCUCUUCACCCAUUCCAGCCUGCGUCUGCCUGGACUACACUUGCCUAGAUGGAUUUCCCUGGGCUACUUCACCUCGAUUAAGGCAUGCAUGAUGCCACCAAUACUUCUCAGCAUAUUGAAAGUAACUCUUGAUACUUCCCUAAACCUCAUGUGCUUUUCACACGACCUCACACGCUGUCUGCCAUGGGCACCCUUAACAGUGACUUACCACUACAUCUGACUCUUUCUGCUCCUUUGCUUUUGCCAGCUGCUGAGUUACCAGAUGGUCAUGCUUUCCUUUCAAGCACAAUUAUUUAUUUUCUUAGACAUUUUUUGUGCUGCUGUACUCAUCCUAUUUCUGUUACUUCAAGCCUAAAGUAUAUGCAUUUCAUUAUGAUUUCUGAAAAGUUGUUCUUAUUUAUUAGUACAGUUCUAUCGAAUAGUAUAAGGCUUUCUUGUAGGCUCCACUUUUAUUAUCCUCUGAGGAGGAUAGCUUUCCUCUUUUAGUGAGGUUCCCCAAAUAUUAGCAUCUUUCCUUUAAAAUGCUUUGUCACUUUGAAGUGGUCACAGGCAGCUAUUUAAGGUACCUGUAACUAAAUCUCUUGAGCAGAUGUUUAAAGACAUCUAAAAAUGAGUGUUAAAAACUUGUUUCCUUGUGGAGCUGCUGUUAGUUGUAAUAUGAGCCAAAGGUCUUUGUAUUGUGUUAAGUAGACAAACCAGAACAUUAGGAAAAAAGAUUAAAAGUUUUCUUUGCUUACAGGUAGUAAAGUUAGUUUAAAUACCAUACAUGUGGUUUUAGCUGAUGUGACUUUUAAAGCCUGCAUUUCACAAAAAAAUAAAGCACUUUGCUCUCCACUACCUCUGAAAGUCAGAGACCAAUUAAUUUUUUGUUCUUAAGUGUAAGUUGUGAAAAGAGCCAGUUGAGUUUUGAUAUAUCCUAAACCAUUGUUUAAUUUUGCACCAUGCUGUCAUUCAGUUUCCUUACUGUGUAUCUAAACCAAAUAUUUUCUGCUCUACACAAAAAUACUGUCUUGUGUGAGAUUUAAGGCAGACGUUGCUUUUCCAGGACAUCUGUUUUGCACAGAUCUCCCUCCCUUUUGUCCUAUCUCCCUGCAAAGUCUUCUGCUUUCGGAAUUUGCUAUAGGACCCCUCUAGGUAUUGCCACCAUUAUGCUUCUCAUCUGCUAACCCUUCUUUGGGCUGUGCUGGCUUGUGUAAAAAAAAGGAAUUUUUUACUGUUUUACUGUUUUACUGUUUUACUUUUACUGUUUCAGCCGAGUAUUGUCUUUUCUGGCUGAUCUAUUUUCUAUCAGACAGUGGUUUUAUCUGCUUGACUGUUUUUAUUGCCAGCUCCUUGACUACCCCAUGAAAUAUGAUUUAUGAUUUACACCAUUUUAUAUGAUGUCAUAGACAUGGCGAGCAAUAUGAGGAGAGCCAGAGAGCAGGGGGCAGUUGCAAUUUCUGAUGAUGAUUUCUUCUGUGUGGUUUUGAGCCAGUCAAUUCACUGCUCUGUAUUUUUCUUUCUUUGCCUCUUGUUUUCAUCUACCUUGUCUGCUUAGAAAGGCAGCUUCACAGCAUAAGACUCAUGUGUGUUUUUACAGCAGGGCCUGCCUGAAGUUGGUGAUGCUUUUAGAAGCAAAUAUAUUGCAUAUACAGAAAAAAGAAAAAUUAUUUUGUUGGGCAUUUGCUAUGCCAGGAACUGUGCAAAGACUGCUCAAUUUUACCCCUGUUACAGAAUAAUCUUUGUUCCUCUUUAGGCUAAAAUACAUUUUAUUCCUUCACCUGGGGAUUUGUAGAUUGAAAUCCACACUUUCCUAAUGGGAAAGUGGGCCUUCAUAGAUAAAAUUUGACCCUCAUAGAUAAAAUUUGUGCCUGCAGCAUCAUCCAGUUCCAAUACUCAGUUUUAGAAGUGGGAGGGCUGGGGAGAUCAUGACACGGAUAUGAGUUAAAUUCACUAACUUGUGCAUGUAUAAAUUUUCUCCUUUUUCUUUUUUCUUCCCUUAAAGAAAUUUUAUUUCAGUGCAAAUUUUGGCAUCUCAGAAAGGGAGUAAAAAACUAUUUCACGCUGCUUGGUUUCUUUGAUUUGUUUUUGGAGUUGUGUCUCCCCUUUUUUAGUACUUUCCUUAUUAUUGCUGUCUUCCUUGAAUUGUCUUCCUGCAGUACUCCCAGAUAUGCAAAUCUCUAUCACCGCUGUGCCACAUUUCUCUUGUCCUCCUUCACUUCUCCCCUGCUCUGCUGAGAUUUCCAGAAAGCUUCCUGUUCUUCUGUAGCCACCGUGUGCCCAGGUCCCAGCUCCCAGGAGCGACUCUGCUGUUUGCACUGUGCCCUGAAGAACCCUGUCUGCUUUCCAACAACACACAAGCUGUUUCAAGACUUUACAUGUGCUCUUUUGAUUUCCUUGAUAAUUCAUUUUCAAUCAUUCAAGACAGAUUCCAUUCCUUGUACAGGGUUUGCAGCCCUUAGAUCCUUUUGCUUGUUGGUACAAUAGCUGUCUUUAUACCUCCUUCUAUCAGCUGUGGCAACCCUCGGGUUCUGUUUUGUCAGCCAGACCUCUUCAGUCUCUCUUCUAUCUACCUCUUAAGUGCUCCUACUUUCUACCUGCUAAAUUAUUUAACUUAGAAUUUGUGUUAACCAUUUGUGUGAUUAACAGGUUUAGCUUUGUGAAAUGUUUCAGGAUAGAACUUGAAUUAAAAUUUCCGUAUAAAUCAAAAAGUGUUGCAAAUUAUCAUCUCAAAAAGGCUAAAUUUGCCCAAAAGGAUUCCCAGAGCCAGAUUUCAGAGAUUCCUGAAGAAUUUGGGGAAUUCCCAGGAUUCAAAAGCAGAUUUGAUUUUACCUGUAAAACCAUAAAUAGCCUGUUAAAAACCAGCAGUGUUUUACAGACCAUGGACUGGAGACAGUGGAUUUUAAUGGCUUGCUUGGGGUAUUUGAAAAGCGUUUGUUUUAGUUUGUAAGUAAUGUCUGCAAAGUUAAACAGCUGGUUUCUCUUCUCAGUUGCAAUUACAAAACAUUGCAAGCUCUUGAAGUGGAAUUUAUAUGAAAAUACUGAAUAAAGCUUUCAUUUGAACAGUC